UGUCACGUACUUUAUUUGUUCUGAAUUUCUAAAAUCUUGAAUUUAGGAAUUCACAAAUUCCAACACCACAUGCCAAUCAUCCAAGAAAUCUCAGGAAACUACCACCGGCACCCCCGUGAACAUGGCCAGAACGACCCUCAAUCACCAGCGGCGCCACCUCGUCAAUUGCAUCAAAGUCCAAAACGAAAGAUAGAUUCGGCCCCAAGAAAGCUCCUUUUUCUCUUCCUCAAAUGGAUCAUCAUGACAUUCAUCCUGUCUUUGUUACUGAUCUUUGUAGGCUUCGCUGCCCUGGUCCUCCUUCACAUCCUCCUCACGACCGCAGUGGUCCACCGCCACCGCCACCGCCGACGCCGGCAAACCCGCCGAUCUUUUUCCCGCAGCUCCUCAUUAUAUUCCAUGCAAGAGCAAGACCUCUAUGACCUCCUCCCGCACCUUAACUACUCUGCAUCAGAACAGACCACAAUGGAUUGUGCAAUUUGCUUGGAGAGUUUCAAGGAGGGAGAGCUUAGCCGGAAGCUGCCGGAUUGUAACCAUUUAUUUCACCUGAAUUGUGUGGAUAAUUGGCUUACGAAAAAGCCCAACUGCCCUGUUUGUCGAACCCGGGUUCAGCUCCAUUCAGGGGCUUCUAGGUCAAGAGACAGUGAUGAUGACGGGAAGUUUUGGUGGCCUGUUGGGGCCUGAAGAUGGCAAUGCUGGGAUUUUGGAUUUUAAUGAAGGAAAUAAUUAAGGUACGUGAAGAAGAAAUAUAUUAGAGAGGCUUUUUGCUGAGCUGCUUAAGUGGGUAAUUUUAGUUAGCAACUUAGCAUAGUGUUUUUUUUUUCUUAAGAUCUACUCUUGUUAUGUUUAGCUUUGUAUCUAAAUACUUCUCUGGAGGAUAGUUUGAUCAAUUUGAUUUUAAAUAACUCCUUCUUGUUUUGGCCAUUUAGGUAUAUCAGUACACGUUCUGAGCUUGAUUAAA
Coffea arabica (coffee) is the source of this 958-nucleotide messenger RNA. NCBI's taxonomy places the organism in Eukaryota, Viridiplantae, Streptophyta, Magnoliopsida, Gentianales, Rubiaceae. The record is from RefSeq and is a predicted model, not a curated record.